Anopheles nili is the source of this 5704-nucleotide messenger RNA. It is a transcript of the gene Sos, whose product is annotated as protein son of sevenless. Gene Ontology annotation, cellular component: nucleosome; plasma membrane. The transcript is spliced from 19 exons. The record is from RefSeq and is a predicted model, not a curated record. Gene Ontology annotation, biological process: Ras protein signal transduction; positive regulation of GTPase activity. NCBI's taxonomy places the organism in Eukaryota, Metazoa, Arthropoda, Insecta, Diptera, Culicidae. Gene Ontology annotation, molecular function: DNA binding; guanyl-nucleotide exchange factor activity; protein heterodimerization activity. The coding region runs from base 1 to 5631 and encodes 1876 amino acids.
AUGUUCUCUGGCAGUUCGCAUGUAUCGAUCACGGAUGCGGCUGAUUACGAUUUCGAGAAUGCGGAAAAUGCGGCCAAAUGGAGGGGUUUGUUCAUCACCUCGCUGCGGAAGGUGUUGGAGCAGGUGCAUCCUUCGCUGCAGGCCCGGGAGGAUGCGUUGCAGUACGUCGAGAGCUUGUGCCUGCGAUUGUUAGCAACGUUGUGUGCGAAACCACCGCCACACACGGUUAUGGAUGUGGAGGAACGUAUCAGCCGUACCUUUCCGAACCCGAUCGAUAGGUGGGCACUGGGAGAGGCACGUGAAACGAUAGACAAGUCGAAGAAGAAAAAGCCGGUGCUACCAGUUGAUCGUGUGCAUACGCUACUGCAGAAGGAGGUGUUGCAGUACAAGAUCGACAGCUCCGUGUCGCUGUUCCUGGUGGCCGUUCUGGAAUACAUAUCCGCCGACAUUCUGAAGCUGGCUGGUUAUUAUGUGAAGAACAUUCGCCACAUCGAAAUCACCCGCGAAGACAUCGAGGUCGCCAUGUGCGCUGACAAGGUUCUGAUUGACAUGUUUUAUCAAGGCGAAAGCUCCAACUCGAUGGCUCCAAGCCCACUGCCUCCAACACCGCGUGCUAGCCUGAGCUAUGAGGAAGUCGUGAAAGAAUUAAUACACGACGAGAAACAGUAUCAACGCGAUCUACACAUGAUCAUCCGCGUAUUCCGUGAGGAAUUAGUUAAGAUAGUUAAAGAUCCGAAAGAGCUCGAUCUAAUAUUUUCCAACAUCAUAGACAUUUACGAAGUAUCGGUGACGUUAUUGGGAUCGCUUGAGGAUGUGAUAGAAAUGUCCCAGGAACAAACACCACCGUGUAUCGGUAGCUGUUUUGAAGAAUUGGCAGAAGCGGCUGAAUUUGAUGUGUACGCAAAGUAUGCAAAGGAUAUUACGUCGUUGACUGCAAAAGAAGCGUUAGCCAGUUUGUUAGCACGACCUGAGGUAGCCAGUUCAUUGAUGUCAGCUGGGCACGGUUUCAAGGAGGCGGUUAAAUUUUACCUGCCAAAACUACUAUUAGGGCCCAUCGGGCAUGCACAGUUAUAUUUGGAUUACAUUAAGGUUUUACUACAGCUGAGCCCCUCUCAGGAGGACAAAGAGAGCUUCGAGCAGGUGCAGGGUCUGCUGAAACCGCUCCAGUGCGAGUUGCAGAGCAUUUCUUCGCUGUUACCGAAGGAGUACUUUACCAGGGUAAAUAGCCGAGCGCGGAGGCAAUCGGCGAUUGAAAAAACGCGCGAUCUGCAGAACACUGUCGAGCAUUGGGACAAGGACGUUGGACAAUGUUGCAACGAGUUCAUCCGCGAGGAUACAUUGGCAAAGUUGAGCUCGGGCAAGCGGCAGACUGAGCGAAAGGUGUUCCUGUUCGACGGACUGCUGGUGUUGUGCAAGGCACGGCGUCAAAUCGUGCCGGGCAACAACUAUGACUACAGGCAGAAGGAGCGGUUCUUUAUGCGCAAGGUCGAGAUCAUCGAUCGGCCCGACACGGACGAGCUGAGGCACGCGUUCGAGAUCUCACCGAGGGAGCAGCAGAGCGUUGUACUUAUUACCAAGAGCGCCCAGCACAAAAACGACUGGAUGGCGGAUCUGAUAAUGCUGAAUACAAAGUCGAUGUUGGAGCGAAUCCUCGAUAGCAUCCUGUUGGAUAUCGAGAAGAAACACCCGCUGAAGCUGCCGAGCCCGGCGAUCUACAAGUUUGCGGUGCCGGACGGUCCAACAAACAUUGUGCUGGAGGAACGCGAGGGAACGGGCGUCCCACUGAUCAAGGGUGCGACUCUGUGCAAAUUGAUUGAACGACUGACGUAUCACAUAUACGCGGAUCCAAUGUUCGUGCGCACCUUUCUCACCACCUACCGGUCGUUUUGUUCGCCGAAGGAAUUGCUGCAGCUGUUGGUAGAGCGAUUUGACAUUCCGGAUCCGGCUAUCGUGUACGAUCCGGCCGCCGAGAAAGAGCAGACCGGUGACACCGAUAAGUUUCAUAAAAACUCGCAGCGAGAGGAUUGGAAGCGUUACAAGAAGGAGUACGUCCAACCGGUACAGUUUCGCGUGCUGAACGUGCUGCGUCACUGGGUCGAUCAUCACUUCUACGAUUUUGAGCGGGAUUCCGAGCUGCUAGAGUCGCUGGAAAGGUUUCUCGAAACCGUUCGUGGUAAAUCCAUGCGCAAAUGGGUCGAUUCGGUGAUGAAAAUUGUUCAGCGCAAGAACGAAAGUGAAGACAAUCACCGGCAGAUAACUUUUGCGUUUGGUCACAGUCCUCCGGCAAUCGAACAUCAUCUCCCGCUGAACAGUGAGAAUGAAUUUAAUCUACUGAUGUUGCAUCCGCUAGAACUAGCCCGACAGUUGACUUUGCUAGAGUUUGAAAUGUACAAGAAUGUCAAGCCAUCUGAACUGGUCGGUUCGGUGUGGACGGGAAAAGAUAAAGAAACAACUAGUCCUAACUUAUUAAAAAUAAUGCAUCACACUACAAACUUCACCCGCUGGGUCGAGAAAUCGAUUAUCGAGGCGGAAAACUUUGAGGAGCGCGUCGCGAUGGCUAGCCGAGCAAUCGAGGUGAUGAUGGUGCUGCAGGAUCUGAACAACUUCAACGGCGUGCUGUCGAUCGUAUCCGCCUUCCAAGGCGCGGCUGUACAUCGAUUAAAGCUGACGUUAGAGGAUAUUCCGAAGCGCCAUCAGCAGGUGCUGGGCGAGUGCCGGGAACUAAACAACUCGCACUUCAAAAAGUACCAAGAGAAAUUGCGCUCGAUCAAUCCUCCCUGUGUGCCAUUUUUCGGAAUGUAUCUCACCAACAUCCUGCACAUCGAGGAAGGAAAUCCAGACUUCCUGCCUAGCACCGAGUUGAUCAACUUCUCCAAGAGAAGGCGAGUGGCUGAAAUUACUGGUGAAAUACAGCAAUAUCAGAAUCAACCAUACUGUUUAAAAGUCGAUCCUAACAUAAGGCAUUUUCUAGAGAAUUUAGAUCCUUUUAAAGGACUGAGCAUUACAGAAAUUCAAAACUAUCUGUACGAGGAAAGCAAAAGGAUAGAGCCGAAAAAUUGUCGUCAGCCUCUGAAAUUCUCCCGUAAAUGGCCGGACAUUCCAUUGAAAUCGCCUGGCAUUAAGCCAUCGUCGAGGCGCAACAACAGUUCCGCCAACUCUUCGAUGACCCUACCCGGAACAUUACCAUACAGUAAGACGCCCUUGCUGACGAACAGUGAUACGGGCGAGCAGUCACCACCGGCUUCGUCAUCGUCAUCCGUACACGACUAUUCCAUCUUUGCCUCGGUCAACAUACACUCCUCCUCGUCUGGCACAUCCUCGCUAUCAUCACAUUACUAUCAGCAACAGCAGCAACAUCUCCAACAGCAGCAGCAGCAACAGCAACAGCAUCAGCAACAAUGCUUUCAACAGUUCCAGCAGCAACAUCACUACCCCGGGUCAUACCACGGCCAUCAAGGGGCUGCCGGGAGUAGUUCCGGUUCUUCCCAGCACUCACAUCACGGCACGCAUCAUCCACACCAGCAGCAGCACUUGUAUCAUCAUCAUCAUCCGCAUCAUUACCACCCGAGCUUGUCGCAGUCGAUAGCGAACCUAACGACCGCCGGCGGGGAUAGUCAAAUGGCUCCGGAGAUACCGCGCCGCUCGGAUAGUAUUAUACUGACCAGCACUAACCAUCUGCUCGCUGGCAGCUGCCUAUCUGAGAGCAGUGGUAGCUACAACGGUAGCAAACUGUUGCCAAGUCCCCGCUAUCCAUCCGUCUCUAUGAUGACGCUCUCUUCAUCGUCGUCCUCAUCAAUGGGGAUUCCUGCCGGCAGCGGAGGAGGAAUGGGAGUCGGUGCUUCCACCUACUCCAUCGGCGGCAGCUUGUACAGUGGAUCCGGCAGUGACGCAUCGGGCUACGGAACGGCUAGCUCGGUAACGUCAUCGUCGGCAGCUAGUAUUGUCUCAAUAUCGCACAACGACGGGGGCACAUCGCAGCAACAAUCGACCUCCAUGGGAGCUGCACAUCCCGAUGCACCGCCGGCGAUAAGUCCACGAACCGACAAGCCGCCGCAACCGUUGCAUCCUCCCCCUCCGGCACCGCAACAUUUGGGAUCGAGUCCAGGAGCAAGUGGAGCGCAUCCGAACAGCACCAGCAGCAACAGUAGCACGAACAGCAGCAACAGCACGGGUACGGUGCUUGCUAACACAACGACCGUGACGACAUCCAUCGCCAACAGUACUAGUAGUAACUUUAGACAUAGUACAUCCAAUUCUAUCAAAAAUCAAAACUGUGAUUUCACGUACACCAUCCCAGGCACUAGCGGUGUCUCGUCUAGUGCCGCCAGUAGCAGCACCAGCGUGCUUCCACCAACCGGUUCCAGUGGCCGACCACCGUCCUGUGAACAUUCGCCCGUCUUUCCUUCCAGUCCGAAAAUUCAGCUACAGCAUAAUCAUCCUCCCGCGGGUACGGGUUUGUCCUACCAGCAGCAACAUCACCAUCAUAACCACGCUUCCCAGCUGCAUCAGCACCAUCAUAGCAUCGAUAGCGGGCUCGAUGGUGGGACCAUCUCGCAGCCACAUGCGGCGCAGCACAACAGCAACAGUACUGCUUCACCUUCAGCCAGCAGCCAAUCGUGUUACCAUUGCACCGGAAGUGGUGGGACUGUGGCAGGCGAUGGCAUUGGUUUGCCAAAUAACACCGACUUUGGUCCCAUUCCGAUCUCACCGCACGUCAACGUACCAAAUACGCACAAUGUCCUACCAGCCAUGCCGCCUCCACUACCUCCUAGGGUUAAACGAAAAGAAUCUUCCACGGAAUCGUCCCAGAUGUCACAAGUACGGCAGGCACCAGAUGCUCCAACGCUACCACCGAGAGACGUCAGUCCACCGCCGUUGCCGCCCCGGAUUCACGCACAGUCAGUUUACCAUUUCGGUGUGGCCAGUCAGGGUGGUGCGACGUUUAUUAUACACCAUAACUACACCCAGAGCCCUGUAGCGUGUGGAGCGGAUAACUGCGCCAGUGCCGGUGGAUUUCCAGCGGACGCGUCCAAUUGGAACCAUUCCUCAUUCCACGCGAAGGAUGAAUCGACGUCUUCGUCUUCCUCGUCGUCGACACUGACGAGGGGCAAUUUGCAUCAGCACGGCACGGGUGGACCGACGGCGAGUAGCAGCAACAGCAACAGCGUGGAACAGCGCUUGUUAAUGCUUCCACACACCAGCACGAUCAUGAUGCGCCGUAAUUCGGCCAUGGAUCGAGCGGCGAAGGAAAACAUUCCCAACUUGGCCACCUCGAGCUCGUUGUCCGGUUUGUCUACGAUCGCAGCCGUUGUCGGGGCGGGUUCUGGAAAUGCCGGCGUCGGCACGAGUGGCAGUGCCGCAAGUGUGAAUUCGAGCGGUACAGGCGGCCCAUCAUCAAUCGGUAGUGGUGGCAGUACGGUAGGCAGUAGCCCGUCGGCCAUGAAGAAUAAAUCGAUCCAAAACUCACCUAGCGCGGGUCAGCAGCAAGCGAAUGUCCUUUGCCGAAGGGCAAGCACCAACAUCUCGCCUCGCUUUUCUCCUGGAGAAACGACACCGAAAUUACCCCCUAAACCGAAGCAGAACAAUAUAGGUUCAGACCGCACGAUGUUUCCUUACCCCAGCACAAAUUGACCAAACGGUGGUCCUACUUUUGGGCGAUAAGUUACGCGUUAUCCAUGCGCCAUCCUAGGCACGGUAGCAUUAA